AUGGCAGCAUCAAUUUUCCGCAGGGCACAAGAUGAAUUUAUCAAGCAUCUGAGCCAGGAAGAGGAAAAUGACUUCAAGUCAACCGACCUUGGGACCUUGCACCAGGUCAUCCUGAAGCUCCAAAAAGAGCAACAGGAGAAGCGAGCUAUGAAAUACAUGAAGCGGCUCGAUCCUUUCCUGAAGAGCAUGGAGAGAUAUGGCCAGGUCGUUGAAACAUUCCUCAAUAUCUCGAACAUGGUCGCAUUCAUCUGGGGGCCAAUGAAGUUCAUUCUUUUGACGGCCAAUAUGUAUACAGAUGCCUUCAACGCAGUGCUAGAUGCGUACCAAGAUAUCGGUGAACAGAUUCCUCUCCUCACGGACUUUGAAAUCUUCGCCUCAAACACCCACAUGAUGGAGAUUCUUGGCCUAAUUUACACCGACAUACUCGAGUUUCAUCGCGAAGCCUUGCGCUUUUUCAGAAAAUCAUGCAUGUCCUCCGCAAACGUUCCCAGCCUGGCACACGCUAACCCAACUCCCUCCAGUUUGGAUGAAGAGAGCCGGGCAAGCAUCAUGGAAUUCCAGGAAAUCCGGGCUGUCCAGCAAAAGGCUGAUGAUCAGCUCGCCUUAACGGAGAAGGCUCAGGAGGAAGCCCAUCGAUCAAGCGUGAAGAGCUGGCUUUCUGGGUUUAGUAACGAGGGGGAGCAGGAUUGCCACCGCCAAGUACGGAGCCUUUGCCCUGGGUCUGGUCGUUGGCUGUUCGGUAAUCCUUGUUUCCAACGCUGGCUUGACCUCAACUAUUGCGAUACACCCUUGAUAUGGUUGACAGGUAUCCCAGGGGCUGGCAAAACUAUCCUGGCGUCGGUCGUAAUCGACGAAUUAAUAUCGAAGGCCAAAAACAAAGACAUAGCGAUCGCAUAUUUCUUCUGCAAGUACGGCGACAAGUCCAGGAAUUCAUUCCUCGCUAUAUUGCGGUCACUUUUAAUUCAACUACUACCAAAAACGCCAGAUUUACUGUCAUAUAUCUAUGAGAAGGCAGCCAUGAGUAGCGACAGUGUCCUCUCAUCACCAGAAUUGGCCAAAGACCUCUUAGAAAUCUUAAUCAACAAUUGCGCAAAGAAUCGCACGAUAUUCCUUGUAUUGGAUGGAAUUGACGAGUGCGAAAAUCAACAGCGAAAAGAAAUCGCAUGCUGGUUCCAGGCGAGAAGUGAUGCACUUCCCGCAAAUGAGCAAAAGAACUUCAGAUGUCUCUUCGUCAGCCAAGACGAUGGUGUUUCACGCAAAUGGUUUAAUCAGCUUCCAAAAAUAACAAUAUCUUCUGUCGACAGCAAGGCAGAUAUCAAAGACUUUGCCACGGUGUGGCAUAAAAGGAUUGAAGAGAAGUUUGGGGAACUCAGGACCCCAGGCCUACACAUUGCGAAUAUCGUCAGCGCAAGGUCACAAGGGAUGUUUUUGUUUGCUAAGUUAAUGCUUCAAUAUCUUGAAGAUCAGCCGUCUCGGGAGAGCUUGGUAAAGGAACUUGAUCCAUCCAAAUUUCCAGUUCGGUUAAAUGAAGCAUACGACAGAAUCAUGCAGCGUAUGCUAGAAUUUCGAUCAAGGCCCAUGCAGAAUGAGAUUCGAAAAGUGCUUGGGUGGAUUGUGUGCUCACCCAGGCCCCUUCGGUGGCGUGAGAUACAAGGUGCCAUAUGCAUCAAUCUAGAUGCAGAAAUAACCAUCAUAGAGCAACAAUUACUGGAAACUCCAAAGAGCCUAUUUGCGGCUUUCAUCGAGAUGCGACCAAAUGGGAUGGUGGAUUUGGUACACAGCACAGCACGCGAAUAUCUCAUUCAAUCAGAAUAUGUCCAGGUAUUACAAGUCCAUCGCUCUCUGGCCAUAUUAAGUAUGGGGUUUCUAAGUAUGCCCCAAGUUAGCGCCAGUAUGAGUCAAGAUGAAAUAAGCACAGAGCUUCUGAAUGGCGUUUAUGCCUUCCUUGAUUAUUCUUCUGCUUGUUGGGCUUUUCAUCUUCAAGCAGGGAUUCCAAAGAAGAGUUCAGAAGCUGAGAACCAAGAACUAAGGGAGCUUGGGGAGACCCUAGAGACCUUUACGGACAUUCACGAAUCUCCAAAUUCAAAAAAGAUUGCAGUACCAAAACCUCUUCAACAGGCCCUUGCCAAGCUACUCGUUGAUGCCAAUUCCUCUCAGGCUGUGCAAGCGGUUGCUUGGUCGCUGAAGCAAAUUGGUAUGGGAGGUCAAUCGCCAUGCACAGACGAAGCCCUCGAUCUCUGGGAAAUCAUCGCUUCUAUACGGAACGUUCUUGAAGCCUCAAGCUCAUCGUCAGUAAUUCCAGGGAGUGCUUGCGAGAAAUCACUCCGCCAGUACUAUGGGGACAAAUUGUUCAAGUGUACCCGCGUGAGUUGCUAUUACUACCAUGAAGGGUUCAGUACUUUUGAGGAGCGCCGGCGGCAUACCUCCAAACACGAUUUACCUUUUUUGUGUAUAGUGUUGAAUUGCCCUCACGCUACGUUCGGCUAUGACACUCAGGCCAAGCUUAAAAAGCACCUCUUCGAAUUUCACGCCAUAGACAUGAUAGAAGAGACAGAAUUUCCCCCUCUUCCUCAGCUGCCACAGGCCACAAGCAGCAACGACCACCCUCCGGGCUUGACAUGUCGCAUAUGCGGCAAAGGAUUCACCAGAGGUCACAACCUCAAGAACCAUGAGAGAAGUCAUGCUGGGCAGAAGGAAUUUAAAUGCGGGAAGUGUGAUAGUUUUUUUGUGCGGCAAGGAGAUCGCAAACGCCACGAGGACCAACAUGAGGGAGAGAAGCGCAUCUGCUUUGGGGUACUCGAUGAUGGCACAGAAUGGGGAUGCAAGGCUGAAUUCAGCCGCCAAGACAAGCGGGAGGCACAUUUCCGCAAAGCAGGGAAGAAGUGCAUUAUGCCGCUGUUGAAGGAACGUCUAAGGAAGAACAGGGACGCCGGGUUAGCAGACACUGAUGGGCCCGACGAGCUUUUUAGUGAGGGUAGGGUGGUGCUGCCCAGGUUCAAGGAGUUUCUUCGCAUCUGCGACUUGCUAGAGGGUGAGGAGAUACAAGCAAGUGAGUGA
Clonostachys solani is the source of this 3057-nucleotide messenger RNA. NCBI's taxonomy places the organism in Eukaryota, Fungi, Ascomycota, Sordariomycetes, Hypocreales, Bionectriaceae. The record is from the annotation of a GenBank genome assembly.